Messenger RNA from Peromyscus californicus insignis, 3339 nucleotides. RefSeq names its product zinc finger protein 16 (gene Znf16). Gene Ontology annotation, molecular function: DNA-binding transcription factor activity; RNA polymerase II cis-regulatory region sequence-specific DNA binding. The record is from RefSeq and is a predicted model, not a curated record. NCBI's taxonomy places the organism in Eukaryota, Metazoa, Chordata, Mammalia, Rodentia, Cricetidae. Gene Ontology annotation, biological process: regulation of transcription by RNA polymerase II. The transcript is spliced from 3 exons. Bases 543 to 1997 code for a protein of 484 amino acids.
UGCAACGCAGGCCUGUACCAGUGAUACUUGCACCGUGGAUCUUCAGUCUGUGACCCCUCUGCUGUCAAGGAGCUGGAAGCCGUCCUCCCUCGCCAUCAGGAGGCCAGGCCAGAAGAGGGCACCAGAUCUCAUUAUAGAUGGUUGUGAACCAUCAUCAUGUGGUUGCUGGGAAUUGAACUCAGGACCUCUGGAAGGACAGCCAGUGUUCUUAACCUCUGAGCCAUCUCUCCAGCCCGCAAAUGUUUUUUUAAGGGAACACUGUAUUCACCAGAGAAGACUGCUCAGACAUGGAUUUAAGCCACCAGAAAGUCUUUAUUAGCUGGCUGAUCGCAGUACUGAGAAGUUUUAUCCCGAGGAACACACUUAUGACGGUUUGGAAUCACAGGCAGCAAGCAAUACCAGACGAUUGUGCUGGCGAUGUUUCUCGGUCUCCACAGUGUGGAGGGCCCUGUGAUGAGAUACUAGAAAGAAACUGGAAUGUCUCUGAAGGUGAGAGCCUGGUACAGACCCUCUACUGAAAGGAUGACGUCACACCAGUGACCAUGUUCCUUAAGGGCCCCUUAGGGGAGAAGGGUCUGAUUUGUAACGGCUUUGACAAAAACUUCCGUUUGAGCCCAAGGCCAUUAGUGUGUCAGGGAGUCUCUACAGAAGAGAGGCCACAUCCUGACUACACUCCAGAGAACUUGGAGCACAGGAGAGACCCAACUGGCCAGGAGGGGCUUCCUACACUUGAAAGCCCAUUCAUAUGUGCUGGGUGUGGGAGAACAUUCAGAGGAAGCCUUGACCUUGUUCAGCAUCAGAGAGCCGACUUUGGAGGGAAGCCUCUUAUGUGUUCUGAAUGUGGAAAAUCCAUUAGCCAGAACUCAAGCCUUAAAGAACACCAAAAGUCUCACAUGCUUGAGAAGCCUUAUGAAUGCAAUGAGUGUGGAAAGGCUUUCAGGCGGAGCUCGAACCUCAUCCAACAUCAAAGAAUCCAUUCUGAAGAAAAACCAUAUGUCUGCAACCCGUGUGGGAAAGCCUUCAGGCGGAGCUCAAACCUCAUUAAACACCACAGGAUUCACACGGGUGAGAAGCCUUUUGAGUGCAAUGAGUGUGGUAAAGCCUUCAGCCAGAGUGCACACCUCAGGAAGCAUCAGAGGGUUCACACCGGAGAGAAACCUUACGAGUGUCAUGACUGUGGCAGGCCAUUCAGUCGUGUCUCAAACCUCAUCAAGCACCACAGGGUGCACACUGGAGAGAAACCUUACCAGUGCAGCGACUGUGGGAAGGCGUUUAGCCAGAGUUCCAGCCUGAUUCAGCACCGGAGAAUUCACACUGGAGAGAAGCCUCAUGUAUGUAGUGUGUGUGGGAAAGCCUUCAGUUACAGUUCCGUGCUCAGGAAGCACCAAAUAAUUCACACAGGAGAGAAGCCGUAUGGGUGCAGUAUCUGUGGGAAGGCCUUCAGUCACAGCUCAGCCCUCAUCCAGCAUCAAGGUGUGCACACUGGAGACAAGCCCUAUGAGUGCCAUGAGUGUGGGAAGACCUUCAGCCGAAGUUCCAACCUCAUCCUUCACCAUCGAGUCCACACUGGAGAAAAACCUUAUGAAUGUGCUGAAUGUGGAAAAACCUUCAGCCAGAGCUCAACCCUCAUUCAGCACCAGAGGAUCCACAAUGGCUUAAAACCUCAUGAAUGUAACCAGUGUGGCAAAGCCUUCAACCGAAGCUCAAAUCUUAUCCACCACCAGAAAGUUCACACUGGGGAGAAGCCCUACACGUGUGUCGAAUGUGGCAAGGGUUUCAGCCAGAGCUCGCAUCUCAUUCAACAUCAGAUAAUCCACACUGGAGAGAGGCCCUAUCAGUGCAGUGAGUGUGGAAAGGCCUUUAGUCAGCGUUCCGUCCUCACCCAGCACCAAAGGAUUCACACUGGAGUGAAGCCCUAUGGCUGCUCUACCUGUGGGAAGGCAUUCAGCCAGCGGUCAAAGUGGGCUAAACACCAGUUAAUCCAUGCAGCGGAGUAGCCUGGAGGCUGGGAGGAGUACAGCCAGCCAUGGUUCCUCUCUGAUUCUUCCCUUCCUAGACCUGAAGCCAGGCUCGCUGUGUUUUAUGUCCAGUUGCCACAAAACCGGGAGCCCUCCUUUGUAACGACCUACAAGGCUCUCUUCGGCUGUUGCUGCUGACUCGUGUGACCGCUCAUCUGCAUUGUGUCCUUUUUAUGGUUUGAAAGCAGACUCAUGUUGGUUAGAAGGAAAAGAUGACAAGACUUUCACGUUCUCAGUUUAUUAGUGUAAUCAAAAGGAACAAAAAUAGGUAAUGUGACCGUUGGCUGGAAAGUACCUCAGUAAUCCUUCGUUUAGCAUUUAGUCAUAGGGAGUGAGUUCUGAUUUAGUGUUUAUUACUGAUAUUUUGUUUACAUAAGACCAAUGUGAGGGUUUUUCACCAAUUGCCAUCCUCUCUGGAGGUAUUUCUCCACUUCCUUUCCCCUCCCAUCCUGUAUCUUACUCCAGAUCUUCCUGUCAUCCUGUUUUUAUUUAUAUCUUCAGUCGGUAUUGAGUGUUGCCAUACAUACCACGUGCCCCACAAAGCUGGAGUAUUCACUCUCGGACCCUUUCCAGGAAGUUUACCUGCUUUGCCAUAGGACGCUGCCCUGUUAUCAUAGGGACUCUCAAGGUCAUUGGAGAGAGGCUCAAGGCUCUUGCAGGAAUUGAAGUAUUUGUGACUAGAAGUCUAAUCAGUGUGCGUGUGCUUGCCUGAGAACCCUGAGGCUCUGUCCUAGUUAGGGUUACUCUGGCUAUGAUGAAACACCAUGACCAAAAGCAGGUUGGGGAGGAAAGGGUUUAUUUGGCUUACACUUACACUUCCAUCCUUGAAGUCCAUCACUGGGGGAAGUGAGGGCAGGAACUCAAACAGGGCGGAAACCUGGAGGCAGGAGCUGAUGCAGAGGCCAUGGAGGAGAGCUGCUUACUGACUUGCUUCCAUGGCUUGCUCAGCCUACUUUCUUAUAGAACCUGGGACCACCAGCCCAGGGGUGGCCCCAUCCACAAUGGGCUGGGCCCUUCCACAUCAAUCACUAAGAAAAUGCCCUAUAGUCUUGCCUACAGCCUAAUCUUAUGGAGGCAUUUUUCCAGUUGAGACUCCCUUCUUUCCUGACUCUAGCUUGUGUCAAGUUGACAUGAAACUAGCCAGACUCUUGUCUCAAAAGUAAAUAAAAAGAUAGAUAGGUGAAAUUAAUGUCCAAGUUUCUCACUCUGAAGUUGUUAUUUUCCUUUUCAACUACUAUAGACAACCUGUUUCUCAUCAAUAUCUACCUUGUUUGUGUCUCAUCAUGAUUCUUCUAAUUACCAAAGAAAGAGUUUCACCUUC